Messenger RNA from Tarenaya hassleriana, 1248 nucleotides. RefSeq names its product zinc finger protein STOP1 homolog. The record is from RefSeq and is a predicted model, not a curated record. Lineage: Eukaryota; Viridiplantae; Streptophyta; Magnoliopsida; Brassicales; Cleomaceae. Bases 92 to 1168 code for a protein of 358 amino acids. Gene Ontology annotation, biological process: response to aluminum ion; response to acidic pH. The transcript is spliced from 2 exons.
AAUAAUGUUGUUGGCUUUUUCCUAUAAAGUUUGCUCGAGUUUGAUGAUUAAAAUAAAAUAACAUAAUAUCCACUAAUAUGCCGCCACGUGGAUGAUGAUGGCGUGUUCUUUUCCCGGCGAUUAUUCCGACUCCAGAGUACCGCUCCAGCGUCUGGAGACGGUCCGGAUGCGGAUGGAUUCGUUGCAGAGCUUCCUUGCGGAAUCCGUCAACGGCAGCGUCAUCCUCGGUAAGGAUCAGAUGGACACGAUCUCGUCAGAGAUUGCGUCGGCGUUAGAACAGGUCAUCUUCGACGGCGCUGCUCUUCUAUCUUGUUUGCAGCAACCUUCACUACCGCCGGAAUCUCCAGCGAAGCCGUCUGGACGGGAUCCGGAUCAUGUGCUCCGGAUUCCGAACCCUAGCGAGAAAAGGGGCCACAAAAAACUGGAUGACUGCGACGUGAUUGAGCUCGACGCGGUGGAGAUUCUGGCGGAGCACGUCCACUUCUGUGAGAUUUGCGGGAAAGGAUUCAAGCGCGAUGCGAAUCUGCGGAUGCAUAUGCGCGCUCACGGUGACCAGUACAAAACCACGGAGGCGUUGUUGAAGCCGGCGGAAGCGCCGCCACGCGAUUUGACCGCCGGUCACCGGAAGAUUCUGUUCUCCUGUCCGCACGAAGGCUGCAACAGGAACCGGAGACACAAGCGGUUCCGGCCACUGAAAUCAGUGGUUUGUGUGAGGAAUCAUUUCAAGAGAAGCCACUGUCCGAAGCUCUUCUCGUGCCACCGUUGCCUGAAGAAGAGCUUCUCCGUCCUCGCAGAUCUGAAAACCCACCAGAAACACUGCGGCGAGUCAACGGCCAUUUCAACCUCCGCCGCCGUCGUCGCCGCCGCGCCCACCGCGCGAUGGCGGUGCUCGUGCGGGACGAGCUUCACGAGGAAGGACAAGCUGUUCGGACACGUGGCGAACUUUGAAGGACAUAUGCCGGCCGUUACGGCUUUGUCGAUAGCCACCGACACGGCGAAUGCAGAGGAAGGGACCGCCCGGUCGGGUCGUAGAGACGAGGCGUUUUCCGAUGAAUUGCUCGAUGGAUUUUAUCCGAUGCAAGGCUUUAGCUUUGAAGAUAUUCUGCAAUCUCCUGUCGGCUUCUCAUGUAAAGGUGAUCAUGAAUCUGAGAUUUUUACGUAUCUCUAACGAUCCCAAUAUAGGGUUUGAUUCAGAAUUCUAUGCUCAUCAUGUCUUUCGGGUCAAAAGAUUUCUUUUUUCCGUGGCGA